Molecule: messenger RNA, 4238 nt
Organism: Trichechus manatus latirostris (Florida manatee)
Lineage: Eukaryota; Metazoa; Chordata; Mammalia; Sirenia; Trichechidae
Gene: PPP2R5E
Product: protein phosphatase 2 regulatory subunit B'epsilon
Exons: 13
Coding region: 1769-3172 (467 amino acids)
Biological process (GO): signal transduction; protein dephosphorylation
Cellular component (GO): protein phosphatase type 2A complex; cytosol; nucleus
Molecular function (GO): protein phosphatase activator activity
Source: RefSeq, a predicted model, not a curated record
UCCCUUCACCUUCUUUCCCCCUUUGGAUUAUCCUGAGCCUCAUAAAUGCCCCGCGCCGGCUGUUUAGAGGAUGAUAAAGCUUCGGGAACCCUGGUCCGGGGCGAAACCUGUUUCCCCUGGCUUUGCACGGAUCCGCUGCUACUGCUCGUUCAGUUCUGCAGCGCCUUAGGGUUGAGAUCCUUGACGUUUAUUCUGGGCCGCGGGCAUAGGGGCAAAUGAUUUUUUUAAAAAAAUUGCUACUAUAUAUAAUCUUUAGAGAUGAGAAGUAAAGAAGAAAGAUAAAAGUGAUGGAGGAACAGGAUUUACUGAAAUCUUGUGUUGUUAGGGUUAGAGUGAAAUCUAAAUAAUUCACAUACCAGAUAGGAGAAGCGGCCCCUAAAUUUACAACAUAGAAAUGUGAUGUGGAGCUUCUCGCUGAUGCAGUCAUUGUGAAAUUUUCAAGUGAUCUUACAUUUUGCAUAGCCACUCAUAGUUUGCAAUUCCCUUUUGGAUAUGUGACAUAUGUAAGGCUAAAUAGGUAGGUUUUUUUUUAAAGCUUUUUGUUUUUAAUAGACCCAAACAAGACUUCAAAAUUCCAAACCUGAACGUCAUGUGUUCUUUUUGUUUUUUGUUUAUAUUUUUAUUGUUUUUACUUUGUCAGAGUCUAGGUGAUACAAAUAACUUUAUUCUUACAUGUUCAGGAAGAACUCUCUUACUCCUUCAUUUAGAAGUUAAAAAAAAAAAAAACUUGUCUUUUGUAUUGGGAUGACAGGUAAGUAAUUGCAUUUCAGCAUUUCCCUCAUAUAAAUUAUUUCUGUCCGACUCUACCAUUAAUCUUGCAUGGAGCCUUCAGUGCCAUGGAAAUGAUGGCAUCUGUUUAAAUUGGUGAAUGAAAUUGAGCUCAAUGCUUGUUACUUUUAGGAAAUAAUCUUCAUUUUAGUAAUUUGAGAGGGUUAAAAAUCCAAAAGAACUGUUCAGUUCGACGGAAUGAAAAUUGGUGUUUGAUGAUGAACUUGAAGGUCUGAACUCAAGGGAACUCAACUUGAUUGUCUAAAUAGGCUGUGAAUUUAUGUUUUCAGUUCAACUUUGGCACAUGAUUUCAUCAUAGUUUUGUUUAUGAAGCUUUAAUAACUUAAGGUGGCUUCAUUCAAAAAAAAAAAACUUCUUUGAGAUGGUUUUAAGUAUGCCUUUUAUGUGUUAUAAAGUAGUCUAGCCUGUCCUCAUUUUGCCGUGUGGUGCAGUUUAUCACAGCUAACAGCACAUUGCAUUAAAAAUCCAGCCUAGGUAGUUUAAGUAAUUAUAAAUUUCACCUUGCUGUGAUGAUGCAUUGGUGUAGAUUCUUGAAGUGCAAUAAGAUUUUCAACUCCAGAGCACAUUCAUAAUAUUAAGUAUCUUAGGAAAAUGUAUUGAUGGAAAUUUUCCAGCAUCAGAAUAGCUCCAAAAUUACUUCAGGAAUCGCAAGAAUAAGAGCUUUGCAGUUAGAAAAAAUGGGCAAAAGACUUCGAGGAGUUAUUCAAGUCUAAAUGAACAUCUUUAAUGCUUACAAUAACAGGUGUAGCACAGUACAUUAGAAUCAUGAUAUUGCUUACAUGAUAGUUAUGGUCUUUCAUUUUUCACCAGAUUUUCAUGUUUUUCCAUUGACAUGACAUUUCUUAUUUUAUUUACUUUCUUUAGUGUAUACAUUUCCAUUUUCAUGAAUACUGUAUAUGGGAGUUUUAGAAUUUGUAUAAAUCACUUGUGUACUUCCUUGGGAAUGUGUUUAUGAUACCUUUUUCUCUUCAGUAGGGAUAUGUCCUCAGCACCAACUACUCCUCCAUCAGUGGAUAAAGUAGACGGAUUUUCUCGGAAGUCCGUCAGAAAAGCCAGACAGAAGAGGUCGCAGAGUUCCUCACAGUUUAGGUCUCAGGGCAAACCUAUUGAGUUAACACCUCUGCCGCUGCUAAAAGACGUUCCAUCCUCAGAGCAGCCUGAACUGUUCCUAAAGAAACUUCAGCAGUGCUGUGUCAUUUUUGACUUCAUGGACACGCUAUCUGAUCUUAAAAUGAAAGAAUACAAGCGCUCCACUCUUAAUGAACUGGUGGACUACAUUACAAUAAGCAGAGGCUGUUUGACAGAGCAGACUUACCCUGAAGUAGUUAGAAUGGUAUCUUGCAAUAUAUUCAGAACUCUCCCUCCCAGUGACAGCAACGAAUUUGAUCCAGAAGAAGAUGAACCUACGCUUGAGGCAUCGUGGCCACACUUACAGCUUGUAUAUGAAUUUUUCAUACGAUUUUUGGAAAGCCAAGAAUUCCAACCCAGCAUUGCCAAAAAAUACAUAGAUCAGAAAUUUGUAUUACAGCUUUUGGAGCUAUUUGACAGUGAAGACCCUCGGGAACGGGACUAUUUAAAAACAGUCUUACACAGAAUUUACGGCAAGUUUCUUGGUCUUAGAGCAUUUAUCCGAAAACAGAUUAACAAUAUUUUUCUAAGGUUUGUUUAUGAAACAGAACACUUCAAUGGUGUAGCUGAACUGCUGGAAAUAUUAGGAAGUAUUAUCAAUGGCUUUGCUUUACCUCUUAAGGCAGAACACAAACAGUUUCUGGUGAAAGUGUUGAUCCCUUUACACACUGUCAGGAGCUUAUCACUCUUCCAUGCUCAGCUGGCAUAUUGCAUAGUACAGUUUCUGGAGAAAGAUCCUUCACUCACAGAACCAGUUAUUAGGGGAUUAAUGAAAUUUUGGCCCAAAACAUGUAGUCAAAAAGAGGUCAUGUUCCUUGGGGAGCUGGAAGAAAUAUUGGAUGUGAUUGAACCUUCACAGUUUGUUAAAAUUCAAGAACCUUUGUUUAAACAAAUUGCCAAGUGUGUAUCUAGCCCCCAUUUUCAGGUGGCAGAAAGGGCACUCUAUUAUUGGAAUAAUGAAUAUAUCAUGAGUUUAAUAGAAGAAAACUCUAAUGUCAUCCUUCCCAUCAUGUUUUCCAGUCUUUAUAGGAUUUCUAAAGAACAUUGGAAUCCGGCUAUUGUGGCAUUAGUGUACAAUGUGUUGAAGGCAUUUAUGGAAAUGAACAGCACCAUGUUUGAUGAGCUGACAGCCACAUACAAGUCAGAUCGUCAGCGUGAGAAAAAGAAAGAAAAGGAGCGUGAAGAACUGUGGAAAAAAUUGGAGGAUCUGGAGUUAAAGAGAGGUCUUAGACGUGAUGGGAUAAUUCCAACUUAACAAAAAUAAUGACAACAACAUUACUAACCUGUGGAGUCACACAUUUAUGUAGUAGAAGAUGGAGCAACAGUUUUCUGUAUUGUGCAACUUUACAGUAGAUUUCACAUUUGUUUCAUUAUUACAACAGCACUGUAUAUACCUACCUGUCUCUAAGUAAAGGAAAAACAAAAUAAGGACUUCAAUCCAAAGUUUGGACAGUAGAUGGACUUCUCAGAACUUUGCAAACAUAAUCAUUGUUCUAACCCUCUUUAAAAAAAAAAAAGCAGUCUUCAGAGAUCUGUUGAUGAAAUUGCUGUGUUAAAAUUCCAUUGUCAGGAUUUCCUUAUUUAUCAUUAGCAGAGAGUAUGAUACAAUUUUCAAAUGUGAACAAUCUUAAAUUUAGCUUGUCUUUCUGCUAAGCUGUUAAAUGUAUUUAUAGUAAAUGGAAGAAAAAGACUGUCAUUUCCUUAUAAGUUUGUAUAACAUCCUCGUCUGGAUAACUUGACUGUAAUUUGACAUCUUUUUCCUUUUGCACAUCUUCAUGAGUUGAAUGUCCACAUGGAACGGGGCCAUGAAUUAUAAAGGUCCCUGAUAAAAGUUUUGUGUACUGGGGUGAACAUCUUUCCAGUAACCAGGUAGUCCUGGUACUCCUUUAGUCUUAAAAUUAGGAGUAAAAGAGAAGAGGUGAUAAACAUGGUAGGGAAGGGAGUUUUGGAUUCAUUGCAUCAGUUUAUGGUGAAUCUGAAUCAAUGUCUUGAAUCCUUUGAAAACAGGCCCUGGGACAUCACAGGCUUCAGUACCUGACCAGUAUUAGUUGCAUACAUCAUUGAACACACAUACCAGAGACGUUUUAGAAAUGUCAGUAAAACAUUUGGACCAUUUUGAAAUAAGAAAGACAAACACUAAACAGUACAACCAUGAAAUUAAUUGCCAAGGAUUGCGAAUCUGAUUGGGGAAAAGAGUUGAGCAAACAGCUUGGACUGUUUGGAGUUGUUGCCUUACUUUUUAAUAUGUAUUUAUAAAGUAUUCCAGCAAAAGAGGAUGUAACCUCUGGGGAAAAAAAAAAAAACACAAAAACAUGUUGCAA